Capsaspora owczarzaki ATCC 30864 is the source of this 3736-nucleotide messenger RNA. RefSeq names its product LARP2 protein. Lineage: Eukaryota; Filasterea; Ministeriida; Capsasporidae. Gene Ontology annotation, molecular function: RNA cap binding. Bases 289 to 3453 code for a protein of 1054 amino acids. The transcript is spliced from 4 exons. Gene Ontology annotation, cellular component: cytosol; cytoplasmic stress granule. Gene Ontology annotation, biological process: mRNA stabilization; positive regulation of translation. The record is from RefSeq and is a predicted model, not a curated record.
GUUUCUUGUUUUGUUUUGCAGGUUCAUUCUUGGCUUUGUUGUGGGCGACAGUUUCUUUGCCGAAAUCCCGCGGACCUGAAACUACACGCUUCGACCCGUGGUUUUUUUGACUGUGUUUGUGUCCCUUCGUGCUGCAAACAACAGGCCAAGAACAACACACGAUCAAAAAAAGCGAGGAAACAGCAACAAACUAAGCCUCAGAAGGCGCUGCACUUUGGUCCAAGACUCGAGCCUUUUAGUUUCUUUUGCUUGUUGCAAAACCCCCCCCCUUUUUUUCACAACACAACAAUGACGGAAGUCCCUGUCGCUGCCGCUGCCACCCCGGCGCCUGCGACCGACGCGACUGCCCCCGUCGUUUCGGCAACACCGGCUGCUGCUGCUGCUCCUGCUGCUGCUCCUGUUGCCGCUGCCGCCGCUCCUGCCCCUGCUCGCGCAACGAUCGCGCCCGCCCCGGCCGUCAACCCCUGGAAGCGUCCCGGCACACCCGCGACCAACCCCACUGAGGGCGCCAAGGCUGCCGAUACCAAGACCAAGUCUCCCAUCGGCGACGCGUCUGCCUGGCCCACGCUUGCCGAGACUCCCGCGGCUCCCGCAGCCUCCAGCAGCAGCAACGGUGCAACGGCUCCUUCUGCCGCCGCUGUGCCAAAGCCUGCUGGUGGCAAGAGCAAGUGGACUCCGCUGGCGAUCGACACUCCUUCUUACAGCCAGCAGCAGCAACAACAACACCACGCGAGCGAGUCGAACGCCUCCAGCUCGUCGUCCUCCAAAUCCAACAACACACAACGCUCGGGCGCCAAGUCUGGCUCCGGCUCUGGCUCUGGCUCGUCCGGUGCUUCGCGCGGCACAAGCAACACCAACCGUCGUGGUCCCUCCUCUUCGGGCAACGGCCGCUCUGGUGCCUCUGCCUCGUCCGCCGCUGCCACCCCUGCUGCUGAAGGUGCUGCUACCUCUGGCGCUGCCGCCUCCACCCCUGCUGCUGCUGCUGCUGCUUCCGCUGCCACGACCGCUGACGGCAAGGCGCACAACCAGCAGGCUCGCUCGUCGGCCCCGCGUUCUGGCAACUCGCAGUCCCGCAACAACUCGCACGCCGGCGCUGGUGGCAACCAGUCCCACAGCCGCGCCCGCAAUGCCGGUGGCGUGUCUUCAAACAACAAUGCCCACAGCAACAACAACAACAACAACAACAGCAACAACUCGUCGCGCAACGCUCGCCACCCGCAAAUGUCGGCAACGCUCGCUGCCCAGCACGCUGCCCAGGCUGCUGCUGCUCAGGCGGCCAACGCUGCUGCCGCCAACGCUGCGUCCUCGGCCGGGUCGGCUGCGCACCCUCACAGCCACCAGCAACCAGCGCUGCUCGGCACUGCGCCAGGCGCGCAGGCCGCCGCUGGCGCCAACAACGCUGCCAGCGUCGCUGCCACUUCCGCCCCUGCCUUUGCGCCGCCCUCGUAUUUCCAGCCCGUUGUUUACGCCCCCGUGCAAAUGGACGAUCAGACUCGCCGCGACCUCGUUCGCCGCCAGAUUGAGUACUACUUUAGCGUGGAGAACCUGCUUCGCGACAAAUUCCUCCUCUCCAAGAUGGAUGCGCAGGGCUGGAUUCUUGUCUCGGUGAUUGCCACUUUCAACCGCGUCCGCAUUCACUCGCAGGACAUUGAGUUUAUCAAGUCGGCCAUGAGCAACUCUGUUCCCGUCGAGCUUUCGGCCGACGGCUUGAGUUUCCGCAAGCGCGGCGACUUUUCGGCCUUUGUGCCCAAGGCGACCCUGGCCGCGACUGCUCCCGCCGCCGCCGCCGCCGCUGCUGCUCCCGCCACCGCCACCGCCACUGCCACCGCCACCAGCGCUGGCUCGGACGACGAGGUCGUUGAAGACUGGACCAUUGUUAAGCACCCGCCAAAGUCCAAGCGCCAGUCGCUUGGCAGCAUUUCGCAGUCCAUUCAGUUCAAGGAUCCGAUUGACGACUCUGGCAAGCCCGAGGCUUCCGCACGGUCUGGCGCCAAGAAGCCUGCCGCUGGCGACGAGGAUGUCGAGGAGCUCGACUUUCAGUUUGACGAAGAUCUUUCCAGCCAGGGCGCCGGCGCCGGCUCGUCCAGCAAGAACGACUUGAGCGAUGACGACGACGAAGAGUCGGACGGCGAGUGGGACGACGAAGACGUUGCCAAGCUGCUCAUCGUCACCCAGACGCCUCCCCCGCGCAAAAACCGCAACGUGGUGACCAAGCGUGACCGAACGGCCAGCUUCACCUCCAAGAGCGCUCUGUCGUCCGAGAUGGCUGAUCGCAUCAACGAGGGUCUGUACUACUAUGAGCAAGACAUGCUCAACCAGCACGACGAAAACUCGUACGAAAACCGCAAGCAGGACAUUGAGGCCCACCUGUCGCGCGUGUCGGUCGUCGACGAGGCUUCGUUCCGCAAGGAGCAGGCUCAAGCGGAGGCCACCGCCUCUGCUGCCGCCGCAGCUGUCGCGCCCCCGUCCAACCCGCAGACGCCCAUGACCCCCGGCCGCAUGACCCCGCGCACUCCCAAGACUCCCAAGGAUGCCAAGACCACCCCCCGCUUCUACCCCGCCCCCACCGGCAAGGAGGAGAACGUGCUGGCCUCUCCCGACGUCGCUGGCAAGAAGAAGGCCAAGACCAAGUAUUCCGAGCAGCCUCCGAUCGAAUCCAACGUCGGCUGGCUCAUGUCGCCGCGUCCUUUCCACCCGCAGGAGACUACCCCGACUGCCAGCCCGCUGGACAGCUCCCCGCUUCAGCAACGGCUCCAAGCCGAGCAGCAGCAGCAGCAGCAGCCGCAGGCAUCGCAGCCCCAACAGGUUGCCCAACCCCAGGCUGCCGCCUCCUCUUCUGCCGCCGCCGCCGCCGCCGCUUCGACUUCUUCGGCUGCUGCGGCUCCCGCCCAAUCCGCUCCCACGGACAUUCCCUCGUCCCGUCAGCGCACCGAGAGCUUCUCGUCGAGCGUGGACGCCCUUGGCACUUCGAUUCCCAAGUUCUCGCACCCCACGCACGACAUGCUCAAGCAAGGUGGCUUUGUUCAGCACAAGUACCACAAGUACGAGCAGGCCUGCCUGAAGGAUCGCAAGCGCCUUGGUGUUGGCCAAUCCAUGGAAAUGAACACCCUGUUCCGUUUCUGGUCCUUCUUCCUGCGUGACAACUUCAACCGCAGGAUGUUUGACCAGUUCCGUGGCCUUGCCAUCGAGGAUGCCCGUGAAGGCUUCCGCUACGGCUUUGAGUGCCUCUUCCGCUUCUACAGCUACGGUCUUGAGAAGCGAUUCCGUCCCGAGGUUUUCGAUCUCUUCCAGGCGGAUACUCUGUUGGACAUGGAGCUUGGCUACCAAUACGGUAUUGAAAAGUUCUGGGCGUUGCUCAAGUACCGCAAGGACUCUCGCCCGCUUAAGCUCGACGCCAAGCUGCAGAGCAUUCUUUCCAACUACAAGACGCUCGACGAUUUCCGACCAAAAUAAGCGCAGUUGGUCUGUUUUGCCAACCAAUCAACCUGUUUCGUUGCGCACUGCCACUCAACUAUUGCUUGAAAAAUGCCCCUCCCGCCCCUCGCGCCCAUGUGCUUGUGAUGCCUUGUUACUUCCCUUGCCUUGCCUUGCCUUUGCUUUCGUCGUUGUAUUCUCACUAUCGUCUUUUUUUUUGAGUGGUUUGUCAAACCAGCUCUUCCCACAGUCUUAAAAACCUACCAAAUCCGCAUGUCUUUGUCGUUGUUUGUUUGUUUGUUGUUAUUUGUCUCUUCCCCCC